Messenger RNA from Elaeis guineensis (African oil palm), 1591 nucleotides. Its product is annotated as heterodimeric geranylgeranyl pyrophosphate synthase small subunit, chloroplastic. The record is from RefSeq and is a predicted model, not a curated record. Gene Ontology annotation, biological process: isoprenoid biosynthetic process. Gene Ontology annotation, molecular function: prenyltransferase activity. NCBI's taxonomy places the organism in Eukaryota, Viridiplantae, Streptophyta, Magnoliopsida, Arecales, Arecaceae.
GUGUCACAACGGUCGUCAACACAAGGACAACUGAUUUUUUUUAAAAUAUAUAAAGAAAUAAGAACUGGUUUUUUCGUUCAAAAAGAUGAAAAGAUUAUCUUUCCAUCUGUUCCACCUCCACCAUUCACUGUCAUCCACGUUCCAUGCAAAUCAUCAAUUUGCUGAAUAGUGGAAGCCAAACAAAGAGAUCGGAUAUAACAAAAGAAAAAAAUCCAAAGAAAGCGAGAAAAAAAGGGCUUAAUCGCCCGAUCCGACCUCAAUUCAUGGCCUUCUCAGCCCUCUUCUUCUCCCCCAACUUCGCCCUUCCCAAAAUGUUCCCACCACGUCCCCUAACCCCCAAAUUCCCCCUCCUCCGCUGUUCCUCCACCUCCCCUGCCGCCGCCGCCGCCGCCUCCUUCGACCUUCGCGGCUACUGGACGACGCUGCUUCCCCAGAUCGAGUCCCAGCUCGACGCUGCCCUCCCCGUCCGCUUCCCGGAGAGGAUCUUCGAGGCGAUGCGCUACUCCGUCCUCGCCGGCGGCGGCAAGCGCGCCCCUCCCAUCAUGUGCAUCGCCGCCUGCGAGCUCGUCGGCGGCGACCGCUCCGCCGCCUUCCCCACCGCCUGCGCCCUCGAGAUGAUCCACGCCGCCUCCCUCGUCCACGACGACCUCCCCUGCUUCGACGCCGCCCCGCUCCGCCGCGGCCGCCCCUCCACCCACGCCCGCUUCGGCGUCGACAUGGCUGUCCUCGCCGGCGACGCCCUCUUCCCCCUCGCCUUCAGCCAUGUCGUCGCCCGGACCCCGCGGGACCUUGUCCCCCCAGCCACCGUCCUCCGCGCCCUCGCCGAGAUCGCCCGCGCCGUCGGCUCCACCGGCAUGGCUGCCGGUCAGUUCCUCGACCUCACCGGCGCCGCCGCCGCCGGGGAGGCGGAUGUCGUCGCCGUGCUCGAGAAGAAGUUCGGCGAGAUGGCGGAGUGCUCGGCGGUGUGCGGAGGGAUCCUGGGCGGCGCCGGCGAGGAGGAGGCGGAAGGGCUGAGGAGGUACGGGAGGGCGGUGGGGGUGCUGUACGAGCUGGUGGACGACAUACUGAUGGCGGACGCGGGGUCGAACGGGAAGAUGCGGAGCAACGCCAGGGCCGUGGCGGCGCUCGGGAUGGAGAGGGCCAUGGAAAUGGUGGGGGAGCUCCAGGGGAAGGCCAAGAGGGAGCUACAGAGGUUCGGGGACAAGUAUGGGGACCGAGUGCUGCCUCUCUAUAGCUUCGUCGAUUACGCCGUCGAGAGGGGAUUCGUCGUCGAAGCUGGAGGAGAAGGAGAAGUUGCUGCUGCUUCUGCCUCUGCUUCUGCGACUGGUGAUGGAAAUAGUGAUAUUGGAGUGGAUGGUAACUCUGGACCUCCUUCUGGAGAGUGAUGAAAUGAGGCCAUUAGUUUGUCUAGCAGAAUAAAUUCUGAGCUUUUCGAUUCUUUUUUCUUAUUCUUUUUGGUGGAGUGAUGUGAUUUCAGUUUAAUUUAUUUGGUUGGAACUGAUGAAAUGUGUGCCCCUAAACACCUUUUCCUUGUUGGGUAAACUAUUGGUUCAUUCCCUUGGAUGCUUUGGCCACUGGUCAUUCUUGGCAA